AUGCCCGCCACUCCGACCACCGAAGAACUCUCAAAACUGCACACGCAAGAACUCAAGACUCUGCACGCCCAGGUGACUGCCAUGCAUAAAGCAUCCCUCAAAGCAGCAGCCAAUGCUGAAAUUAUGGUUGCCAAAGCGGAGGCUGCUGCUGUUGCUGCUUCCAAAAAGUCAAUGCCAGUUGUGACUGCGGCUUCCACCAAGCUAGCAGUUGAAUGCUUGCUCUUGCUCUUGUGCUAUUUUCUUUUUUUUGUAAACAUGGAUGACCCUCAGGCUUUACUCGAAAUCUGCCUAGAUUGUGCAGGAAAUCUCUACGACGGAAUCCGUCAGGACUUGAUCGCCGCUACUAGUGAUACCUGUUUUGUCCAGCUUGACAAGGACUGA
Molecule: messenger RNA, 381 nt
Organism: Suillus fuscotomentosus
Lineage: Eukaryota; Fungi; Basidiomycota; Agaricomycetes; Boletales; Suillaceae
Exons: 3
Coding region: 1-381 (126 amino acids)
Source: RefSeq, a predicted model, not a curated record